Molecule: messenger RNA, 849 nt
Organism: Micromonas commoda
Lineage: Eukaryota; Viridiplantae; Chlorophyta; Mamiellophyceae; Mamiellales; Mamiellaceae
Exons: 1
Biological process (GO): G protein-coupled receptor signaling pathway; response to pheromone
Source: RefSeq, a predicted model, not a curated record
AUGGACGAGAAAUGCGACGGGCCAAUCGACAUCUCGUACAACUUUCAGUUUACCAACGGGUACAAGUUCAGCGAUAAGCACUUCAGCGCGGACGAGAUCGGCGUCAUGGAGACGAUGAUCACGUUCGUCUGCCUCCAGACGCUGCUCAUCGGGUAUUUCUUGUACGUGCGCAAGCUGCUGAAGUCGAUACACAAGAACCACCACACGGUUAAGAUGCUCGGGGCGUCAAUCUUCCUCGCGUGGUUUGCGCACGGCUGGAUCCUGAUUCACUACAUCUGGUUCGCCUACGACGGCCUCGGGUGGGUCGGGUUCAUAUACGUCGGCCGCUUGUUCCAGGGCGCGUCCGAGACGGUCUUCCUGCUCCUGUUGAUCCUGGUGGGCAAAGGAUGGACCAUCUGCUGCCGUAAGAUCUCCGCUCGCGGCCGCGUGAAAAUUGCCGUCUUUGGCACUGUUUACUCGAUCACCUGGCUCGCCAUCCCGACGUACUACUAUCUCUACGGCGACAGAGCGAGCACCCUGCACUUUUAUCAGAGUGCGUACGGUUACAUACUUCUCACGCUGCGGCUGUUCGGCCUCGGCUGGUUCCUCAAUGCGUGCACAAUUACUGUGAGAAAGUACAACGCCAAGGUUCAUUUCUACCACAAGUUCAUGAUGGCGAUGGCCUUGUGGUUCCUCGGUCUGCCCAUCAUGGCCAUCGCGGCGUCAGCCAUCACGCCGUGGACCAGGUUCCUCAUCAUCAACGCCCUGGACUGGACUUUCCUGUUUGUUUUCCAAUCGGUGCUGUGCUACAUGUACAACCCCGAGGGGAAGCUGAACAAAAAUUUCCCGUUUCACGCGACAACCACGGAG